This is a messenger RNA of Chrysoperla carnea, 2817 nucleotides long. RefSeq names its product ribonuclease Z, mitochondrial (gene RNaseZ). The coding region runs from base 49 to 2790 and encodes 913 amino acids. Gene Ontology annotation, molecular function: 3'-tRNA processing endoribonuclease activity. The transcript has 12 exons. Gene Ontology annotation, biological process: mitochondrial tRNA 3'-end processing. The record is from RefSeq and is a predicted model, not a curated record. Gene Ontology annotation, cellular component: mitochondrion. Lineage: Eukaryota; Metazoa; Arthropoda; Insecta; Neuroptera; Chrysopidae.
AAUGUGUUAUUUCUUGGUUAUCGUUUUCAUACAUUUUUGUUCACUUAAAUGUUUAAAAUUAUCAAAUAUCGUUAUAUCCAAUCAGUGUUGAUUCAAUUAAUUCCACAAAAUUGUUCGUACUCACAAAGUUCUGCUGUGAAUCUUCAUAACUUGUUAACAAACAUGCCCAAAGAUUAUAAACAUAUACCAAUGAUACAAAAAAAUCGUUUAAAAGUGAAAGAAAAAUCACAGAAUUAUAUACCAGGAACAUUCAGAAUACAAAUACUUGGGUCAGGUGCUGAAGGAGCCCCCAGAGCGUUGUAUGUCUUCUCAGAUCAUUCACGUUAUAUGUUCAAUUGCGGUGAGGGGACUCAACGAUUGGCCCAUGAACAUAAAAUGAAAUUAUCCCGAUUGGAACAUAUAUUUAUUACUCAACCGGUAUGGGCAAAUAUGGGAGGAUUACCAGGCUUAGCCUUAACCAUUCAAGAUGUUGGAGUAAGUGAUAUUCAGUUGCAUGGACCAGAUGGAUUAGAUGAAUUAUUUACAGCAACUCACAGAUUUGUAAUAUUAAAAAAUUUGAAUGUGAGUAUGGCCGAAUGUAUUGAAAAUUUUGAAGAUAAUGCAAUGAGUAUACAAUAUGUGAGAAUAACUAAACCAGCCAAUGAAGAAUUAUCAAAUAAUGAAACAAAAGAAGUCACCCAAAAUGAUGAAGGAAAUGAUGCAAGCAAUGUGGAUUCCGUUCACAACAAACAAAAGCGGGAUCGAACAGCUUCAGUCAGCAGAAACUCAGAUUCUGAAGAUGAUAAUAUAGAUUAUUAUGCGCCUGAACGUAAGAGAAAUUCCCGCCAUAGAUCCCGCAACCGCAGAAGUAAUUCUGCUAGCAGUAGAUCUUCCUCUAGAGGAAGCUGUUCACGUCCCAAAUUUCCAAAUAUUCCAAAUGAACGGCGGGAACAAAAUACAGUCAUAAACUACAUAUGUAAAUUAAAAUCAAGACCAGGUGAAUUAAGUUUAGAAAAAUGUGUAGAAAAAGGUGUACCUCCAGGACCAUUAUUAGGAAAAUUAAAAAAUGGUGAAAAUAUAACACUCAGUGAUGGAACAAUUGUCUAUUCGAAUGAUGUACGAUCGCCAGAUGACCCUGGACCAGUUUUUAUUGUAGCUGAUUGUCCAAAUGAAAAUUAUUUGGAUUCGUUUGUAACUAAACCGGAAUGGAUUCAUUACCAAUCAACAGCAACCAAGGAUGAUAAUUUAGCUGUAGUUGUAUUUCAUUUUUCGCCACCAGAAAUUACAACUCAUCCACGAUAUCAAGAGUGGAUGGAAAAAUUUUCACCAAGUACACAACAUAUAUCACUAAAUUCAAGUGGAAGAUGUUUAGGCAGUGCUUCCAUAUACAGCGCACAAAAUCAAUUAAAUUUAAUUGAUCCGGAAAUAUUCCCAAAACUCAAGUCUCAGAAUGUAAAUGAUGAAAUUGAUUCAGAUAGUUUCACAUCGAAAAACACCGACAGCGAUUUAAAUAGCAAUUCAACAGUAUCAAAUUCAACAUCAAUUCUCUCAGAAAGUUCUAAUAGUUCAAUGAUUCCAUCUAGAAGUUUAUGGAGCUAUCAUCUUCGACCGAAGAAAGGACUUGAUAGGUCUAAUGAAAUUAAAAACACGACUGAAGAAGAUGUAGCUGAAGCAAGAAAUACAGAGGGAUUUAUAGAUAUAUUGGAUGACUUAAAAACAAAUUUAGCUUUACUUCGACUGAAAAAACCUAAAAUAGAAAACCCAUAUGUAUUAUUUUUAGGAACUGGUUCCUGUAUUCCUAAUAAAACUAGGAAUACAAGUGGAAUUUUAAUUAAAAAUAGUGAGGACAAUUAUAUACUUUUGGAUUGUGGUGAAGGAACAUUUGGUCAAUUGGUACGAUUUUUUGGCAAAAGGGAUGUAAUAGAAAUUUUAAAAAAUAUAAAAGCAAUUUAUGUGUCACAUUUACAUGCAGAUCAUCAUAUUGGGCUAGUUGGAUUUUUAACUGGACGUCGACAACUGUUAAAUGCAUCGAAUCACAAUUCAUACGAUCCAAUAUAUUUAUUUGCUCCAAAACAAAUCAUGUGGUGGUUAAAUAUGUACCAUCAACGAUUUGAAUCUAUUUCAAAUGAAUUUGUUUUAAUUUCAAAUGCAAGUCUUACGUUAGAUAAACAUACAUGCACCGAUCAAUAUUUCAAUGAAGUAUUACAAAAUAUACAAUUGAAGAGUAUUGACACCACAGUUGUGAAACACUGUCCUAACGCAUUUGGUGUAGCAAUUACAACAUUAAGUGGUCAUAAAAUUACAUAUUCUGGAGAUACGAUGCCUUGUGAUGCUUUGGUUCAAUUAGGACAAGACAGCUUUUUAUUAAUACACGAAGCUACAAUGGAAGAUGAACUACACCAUGAAGCAAGAAUAAAAAUGCAUUCAACCACAUCACAAGCGUUAGAUAUUGGAAAGCAAAUGAAUGCUAAGUAUAUAAUAUUAACACAUUUCAGUCAAAGAUACGCUCGAGUGCCUCGUAUUCCUGACGAUAUGGACAAUAAUGUUGGCAUUGCAUUCGACAAUAUGAAAGUAACAAUGAGUGAUUUACCGGUCUUGCCAUUAUUGUACCCAGCAUUUAAAGUAUUGUUUCAUGAUCAUUGUGAGCAAUUAGAAAAUAAAGCAGCAAAACGACAAGCACGUAUAAUUAGAAAUAGAGAAGCUUCUCUAUCUAGACAGAAGAAACGAAAACUUAGUACUGACAACGAAAGUGUAAUACUUGAAAAAGAUUCAAAUUCAGAAUUCAAGCAUGAAAAACUUUUGGAGGGAUAACUAUAAACGAAUUAAUUAUUUAUUUGU